Molecule: messenger RNA, 1829 nt
Organism: Aphidius gifuensis
Lineage: Eukaryota; Metazoa; Arthropoda; Insecta; Hymenoptera; Braconidae
Gene: lft
Product: protein limb expression 1 homolog
Exons: 4
Coding region: 532-1419 (295 amino acids)
Biological process (GO): autophagosome maturation
Cellular component (GO): cytoplasm
Source: RefSeq, a predicted model, not a curated record
AAGGGGGCAUAAAUAAAUAUGUAAGGCGUCCCUGGUUUUCUGGAAAUUGUAAGGGGUCUGCGGGGCCAUUAAACGCAUUUACUGUAUCUUUCAAUAUAUUAUAUAUAAAUUUUAUUAAACAUAUCAACAAUUGCACACGCAAAAGUGAUUCAUAGAAAAAUAUUCAUCAUCAUCAUCAUCAUCAUCAUCACAUAUACACACUUAUACUUGCAACGAAAGGAAUUUCGACUCUCUCUCAUCAGUUUAUGUACAGGUACUGAUCUACGACGCGUGAGAAUUGAUCUACUUUUUUAAUAUAAUCGAUUAUACCUAUACAUAGACAUAUUGAUAUAUCUACAUGAUUAAAUAUCAACAGGUACAAUCCAUAAUACCAGGUGAUGAUCUAGUGUAUACGUGUACUUAAACUAAAGAAAAAAAAAACAACAAGAAACAAUAAUACAAAAAAAAAAGAAACGUCAAAAAAUAUAUACAAAUAACAAUAAUAGUUUGAUAAAUUUAUCUAAAUAAUCUGGAUUAUUUCUUCUCGGCGUUAUGCCGGUGAAGAGUAACAACAAGUCAAGGAUCACUGAAAAUAUGGGUGCUUCUGAUGGUUUAGUUGAUGCACGUGCUAAAAAAGUAUUACGUGAAGCUGUUGAUGCUGUUGUUAAUAGUUUUGCUAAACAUACACAAGGAUAUGGAAGAGUUGAUGUUGUUGAGGCACUACAAGAAUUUUGGCAAAUGAAACAAACUCGUGGUGCUGAAUUACGUAAUGGUGCACUUGUUAUUUAUGAAUCAGUACCUGGUUCAAGUCCACCAUAUGUUUGUUAUGUUACAUUACCUGGUGGUUCAUGUUUUGGAAGUUUUCAAAAUUGUCCAACAAAAGCUGAAGCAAGAAGAUCAGCAGCUAAAAUAGCACUUAUGAAUUCUGUAUUUAAUGAACAUCCAUCAAGAAAAAUAACUGAUGAAUUUAUUGAAAAAGCUGUUGGUGAAGCAAGAGCUAGUUUUAUUAAACCAACAACAAUUAAUGGACAAGUUAAUUGUAAUGAUGAAAAAGAAAAUCCAAAUACUGGUAUUGGUGCAUUUCGUUUUAUGUUGGAAUGUAAUAGAGAAAAAACAAUGCUUGAAUUUCAAGAAUUAAUGACUGUAUUUCAAUUAUUACAUUGGAAUGGUUCAUUAAAGGCAAUGAGAGAAAGACAAUGUAGUAGACAAGAAGUUGUUGCACAUUAUAGUCAUCGUGCACUUGAUGAUGAUAUGCGUAGUCAAAUGGCACUUGAUUGGGUUGCUAGAGAACAUGAAAAUGGUGGUGGUAUUGUGUCAAUGGAACUUGCUAUUGCUGAAAGAGAAUUAGAAACUGCAAGACUUGCUGGACGUGAAUUGAGAUUUCCAAAAGAAAAAAAAGAUAUACUUAUGCUUGCACAUACUCAAGUAUGUUCUCAAUAAAAAAAAAAAAAAAGGAAAUUAUUAUUUACAAACAAUUUCGUCUCACUAUGAAUAAUCAUUUUAGUUAUUACUUUUCUUUUUUUCGAUUUGUUAUUUGAUUAAUUAUUUGAAUUCAAGGAAAAAGAUUAAUUUUUUCAUACUACUGUAUAUACCUAUAUAUUGGGAUUGUGGGAUUAUAUUGUUGUAAAAGUCUUCCAUCAAAAAAAAAAAAUUAUAUUGUACUGUUAUAUUUUGGGCAUUUUUUUUUUCGCGAGAAAUUACAACUAUUUUGCCCAAGUGAUAUUCAUCGUAGACUAUCUUUUCGUAAUUAUUCACUUCUAUUUUAAUAAUUGAAAAAAAAUUUCGAUAAUUAAAAUAAGAUUUAAUUAUUCAAUUAAUCCAAUUGGAUUUAAUUUGAUCAAAUUUUAAAU